GGGUUACUCGCAGCGGUUAGAUAGAAGUUUCUUAGCCUCAUCGCCUCAUCGCCAGACAUUCAGGAAACAGAGAACCCGCAUUUCGGUUCGCCUGUGGUUCAUUAGUCUCUAGGGUACGUUCAGAUCCGUCUGUGCAUUUGAGUGCUGGCGAUUUUCUCAAGUCAUCAGCGUGAAUCGUUAUUGCGCUCGUCCGCUUUCCGCCCACCGUCCCGCGAAUACCCACCCGCCAGUAUGCCCGCGUUAGGCCUUUCCGCCUCUGCCCCCGCCACCGCGCGCCACCGCGUCCCCGCGGAAUCCGCGCACUCGCGCCUGCGGGGAGAACGCGCCAGUCUAUCGGCACGGCGGAUCGCCGCCCUUUCCUCGCUAACGUCAUCCCGAUCAGCGGCAGCGCGACGCGCAAGACUCGCGAUCCGCGCGUCUUCUGGAGCGGGAGACGCGGCGGGAGAUGCGGCGGGAAAUGCGGGCAGGGGAGGGAUGACGUACAAGGAGGCGGGCGUGGAUAUCGACGCGGGUGCUGAGCUGGUGAGGCGCAUCGCGAAGAUGACACCUGGCAUCGGCGGAUUCGGCGGGCUGUACCCGUUUGGUGACGACUACCUUGUAGCGGGUACGGACGGGGUGGGCACGAAGCUGAAGUUGGCUUUCGCAAUGGACAAGCACGACACCAUCGGCAUCGACCUGGUGGCAAUGAGCGUCAACGACAUUGUGACGUCCGGCGCCCGCCCUCUCUUCUUCCUCGAUUACUUCGCCUCCAGCAAGCUGGAAGUGGACCAGGCGGAGCAGGUGAUCAAGGGCAUCGUGGACGGCUGCAAGCAGUCGGACUGCGUGCUGCUCGGAGGGGAGACUGCGGAAAUGCCCGGAUUUUACGCGGAUGGGGAGUACGACCUGAGCGGGUUUGCAGUGGGAGCUGUGAAGAAAGCUGCGCUUAUAGAUGGAUCCAAUAUAAGGAAAGGCGAUAAGAUCAUUGGGCUGCCGUCGUCCGGCCUCCACUCCAACGGGUUUUCACUCGCUAGAAGAGUGGUUGACGCCAGUGGGGCUGCUCUCUCAGACCCCCUCCCAGGCGCCCCUGCCGGUGUGACUAUAGGGGGCGCUCUGCUGGAGCCCACUGUAAUCUAUGUGCGCCAGGUGAUGGAGAUUGUAAAGGGGGGAGGCGUGCACGGCAUCGCGCACAUUACCGGGGGAGGCUUUACUGAGAACAUUCCCAGAAUCUUCCCUGCGGGCUUGGCGGCAAAGGCGGAUAUGACUGCCUGGGAGGAGCCUCCUAUUUUCAAGUGGCUCAGAAAGGCCGGCAAUAUCGCUGAAGAUGAGAUGCGACGUGUAUUCAACCUCGGCAUUGGCAUGGUGCUUAUAGUGGAUGCCGAGGCUUCUGAGCGCAUAUUAGAGAGCAACCCGACGGCCGUGCUUGUAGGAGAGGUGGUGGAAGGGGAAGGUGUUAUUUUCUCAUAACCUGGCAUUGCAACAUUGUACGCGUAGAGAAACUGAAUAACUCAUUGUGGGUUGGCAUAGAUUUCGAUGAAGAUGAGAUGUGGCAUGUUCUCACGCUGGGCUCAAAGGCAAAAGGGCAGUAGGGGUUGGUGGACCAGGCUUCUAAGCACAUAUUAGAUGGAACCCUUCACCUGUGUUGGUAGUAGUAGGCGAGGUGGUGGAGGUGGGGGGAGAGUGAGUAUUCCUUGCUCACAAAUUCGAACGAUAGCAUUGACUAUAUGUGAUCCCGCUAUAGCA
Messenger RNA from Closterium sp. NIES-67, 1719 nucleotides. Lineage: Eukaryota; Viridiplantae; Streptophyta; Zygnematophyceae; Desmidiales; Closteriaceae. The record is from the annotation of a GenBank genome assembly.